AUGAUCCUUUACAAGGCCGAAGACGCGCUAAUGUGCAAAGUGUUUGCAAUGACUUUGCGAGGAGCAGUUCAGGGCUGGUUCUAUACCCUGCCAUCUGGGUCGAUCUGCAGCUUCAAGGAGCUGGCUUACGUUUUCACCAAAAAAUACACUUCUUACCGGACGAUCAAGAACCUUGACCACCUGUAUAACCUCUGUAAGAAGCCCGAUGAAUCCCUUCGAGAUUACAUCAAGAGAUUCAAAGCAAAAAAGGCCAACAUUAUAGGGUGCGAUGACCGAAUCGCGUCUUCUGCUUUGAAGAAAGGUCUUCCAACUGAACAUGACUUGUACCGCGAGCAAACUAUCACUCCCAACUAG
Messenger RNA from Prunus avium (sweet cherry), 354 nucleotides. RefSeq lists its product as uncharacterized. NCBI's taxonomy places the organism in Eukaryota, Viridiplantae, Streptophyta, Magnoliopsida, Rosales, Rosaceae. The record is from RefSeq and is a predicted model, not a curated record.